Alternaria arborescens is the source of this 591-nucleotide messenger RNA. RefSeq lists its product as hypothetical. Gene Ontology annotation, molecular function: structural constituent of ribosome; RNA binding. Gene Ontology annotation, biological process: translation. Gene Ontology annotation, cellular component: ribosome; cytosolic large ribosomal subunit. NCBI's taxonomy places the organism in Eukaryota, Fungi, Ascomycota, Dothideomycetes, Pleosporales, Pleosporaceae. The coding region runs from base 1 to 591 and encodes 196 amino acids. The record is from RefSeq and is a predicted model, not a curated record. The transcript is spliced from 5 exons.
AUGUUCGAGACGGGCACCGCAACGCAACAUGAAGCCUUCGAGAGAAGAGAGAUUGACGAGUAUACAGAGGUCCCUAAGUCCACCAACCCCUACGUCAGGCUGUUGGUGCGCCUGUACAAGUUCCUGGCUCGCCGUACCGAUGCCAACUUCAACAAGACCGUUCUGCGACGCCUCAUGAUGUCGAAGACCAACCGUCCCCCGGUCUCCGUCUCCAAGAUCGUCGCCAACGCUGCCAACAAGCACUCCGCCAAGGAGCACGAGGGCAAGACCGUCGUUGUCGUCGGUACCGUCACUGACGACAACCGCAUGCUCGAGGUCCCCAAGCUCUCCGUUGCGGCUCUCCGCUUCACCGCCUCUGCCCGCGCCCGCAUCGAGAAGGCCGGUGGUGAGUGCCUUACCAUCGACGAGGUCGCUACCCGUUUCCCCACUGGAUCCAACACCCUCCUUCUCCGUGGACCCAAGAACGCCCGUGAGGCCUUCAAGCACUUCGGCUUCGGUCCCCACUCCCACAAGAAGCCUUACGUCGAGAGCAAGGGUCGCAAGUUCGAGCGUGCCCGUGGACGCAGAAGGUCGCGUGGUUUCAAGGUUUAA